AUGCGCAUCGCCGAACACGUGGCAGCUGUGCGGAGAAAUGAUGCCAACUCUCAGGUUGCGGCCCAUUCGACGAGACCCGGCCACACAUUCGAGUUCGACGAGGCCGAAAUUCUUGCGGGAGAUGACAACCGCGUGAGCGGCGAGUUGCUUGAGUCCGGGUUCAUGGUAUCCCAGUCUAUUAACAAGUGCAGUAACAUCUCCAUUCCAUAUUCGGCGCUGAGGCAUAGUCUGGCCAAAGCAAGUGACCACUCAUGGAGCGCGCAGGCCGGUGAGCCACAUGGCCGAGGAAUCAUCACGCCAGCAUUCAACACGGGUAAUGAGAUUCUGGCAAUUAACAACUUGCGUGCCGGCUAUCAAGCAGUUAACGCACCGGCAGGCAACAAUUCUCAAUGA
Messenger RNA from Spirometra erinaceieuropaei, 393 nucleotides. The record is from the annotation of a GenBank genome assembly. Lineage: Eukaryota; Metazoa; Platyhelminthes; Cestoda; Diphyllobothriidea; Diphyllobothriidae.